This is a messenger RNA of Acanthamoeba castellanii str. Neff, 1347 nucleotides long. RefSeq names its product RasGEF domain containing protein. The record is from RefSeq and is a predicted model, not a curated record. Gene Ontology annotation, cellular component: plasma membrane. Lineage: Eukaryota; Discosea; Longamoebia; Acanthamoebidae. The transcript has 13 exons. The coding region runs from base 1 to 1347 and encodes 448 amino acids. Gene Ontology annotation, biological process: Ras protein signal transduction; positive regulation of GTPase activity. Gene Ontology annotation, molecular function: guanyl-nucleotide exchange factor activity.
AUGGAGCCGGGAGAAGAGAACGAUACGGGUCUCCAGUUCCGCACGCAGCUGCCUGACUUGAAGUUGCUCCCGGUCAACUACGAUGCACCGCCCACCGAGAGCGAUUCCUUCAUGUCACCUCGCGCGGCAAGCGUGGAGGCAGAGAUGCUGAAGCGUACCGAGAUCCUGAUCGAGCAGGACGGUAACGGCAAGAAGAAGAUCAAGGGCGGCACCAUCUUUUCUAUUGUAAACUACUUCCUGACCGACAAGGACGCCGCUGAGAGCGAUCUUCGGUUCUUCCCCGAGGAGAAGGAAAUGGACGCUGCCCAGCUGCAGCGCCAGAGAGAGGCGGUGAUCAAGUUCUUGCUCGAUUGGAUCGACAUGGAAAAGUUCGCUAAUCCACUGUGGAAGGACAUGCACCGAUUCCUCAAGCAGCUCGAACCAUUCCCCACAUUUUCCAAGCAUCUCGUCCAAAAGGUGAAGGAGAAAAGCGAACAGGGCAACGACGGCAUUUUCUUUGGUGACGCGGACUACCGGGGUGUGGUGUGGUCCAUCACCCAGACGCUGUUUCCUCGGUCGCUUGUUCCCGGCCAGUUCAAGUUCAUCGAUCUCCACCCGACGGAAGUGGUGGCGUGCCUCACGAUGACCGAGUUCAACCUUUUCAGAAACAUCCGACUUCGAGAGUUCCUGGAUAAGACCUGGCUCACCGAGCAGAUGAGCUCUCUCGUCUAUGUUAUGGUGUCGUCUCCUUCUCUCGUCGAUGAAGCAGCGUGGUACUUUGGAUACAAGGUGAACCGAUUCAACUUCGUGGCCUUCUGGGUGGCGACGGAGAUCUGUUCCACGCCGGUUCUUGCCACACGGCGAACUGUGCUUGAGCGCUUCAUCACCAUCGCCGACGGGUGCUGGCAAAUGAACAACUUCAACUCGUCGAUGGAGAUCUUGGCCGGCCUCUCGAUGGGACCCGUGUCGCGAUUGAAGCACACGUGGGGGGGUAUUUCGACGGCGGCUUUGGACAUGUUCAAGCGUCUUGAGAACGAAAUGAAGCCCACCAAGAACUAUCAACUCUAUCGUGAGAAGAUGCACAAGCUCAAGAAGGAGAAUAUUCCUCUCCUCCCGUGGCUAGGUCUCAUCCUCAAGGACAUUACCUUCAUGGACGAGAAUCCUGACCACCUCGACAACGGUCUCAUCAACUUCGAAAAGGUGGGCCUACUGGGUAACCUCAUCACUGAGGUCGAGUGGUUCCAGAGUCAAACCUUUUCGCUCCAAGAGGUUGAGGAGCCAAUCGUGAAUUUCCUCAACAACUUGAACCUGAAGAACGAGGACGAACUGUACAAAAUAUCGCUCGCUCAUGAACCCCGCGGCUCGUAA